AUGCAGGAUAAAUACUUCCCACUGCAGCUGGCUGAGUGCUGUUUGCGUGGGAUCUCACGUGUGAUUCUGCUAAACAACCCCCUGAGUGGAGCUCUGAUUCUGGCCGCAUUGCUGCUGGAGAGCCCCUGGCAGGCUCUUCUGUGGAUGCUCGGCCUUCUGUGGAUGCUCGUCUCACAUGUGAUCCUAACCUGCAUGUGUGUCUGCAGUGAGGAGGUCUCCAGUGGCCUUCACGGUUUUAAUGGAAUGCUGGUUGCUCUGCUGAUGGGACUGUUCAGCUCUGCUGGAGAUUGGUACUGGUGGCUUCUGCUGCCUGUGUGUCUUGGUGGAGUUGCAACUUCUUUUCUUUACAGCAGUUUGGCUUCGUUUUUGGGCCGCUGGGAUUUACCAGUGAGCGUCUUCCCCUUUAACACAGUCACCCUGCUGUAUCUGGCCUGUACUGGCACUUCAAACCCCUAUUUUCCAAACUAUCCUGCACAGCCAACAGGGGCGCCAGAGAGCACCAACCACACCCAACUCCAUGUUCCACAGCUCCUGCAGGGGGCGUUGUUGGGCGUAGGGCAGAUCUUUGCAUGUGUGACUCUAGGCCCAUCUCUGCUCAUCCUGGGUGCUGUUUUCCUCUUUUCACCCAUUCUGGCUGUCUCUGCCAUUAGCAUUAUGGCAGCUUUGACCAUGAAGCCUCAAGGCCUGUUCGCACCAAGUCCAAUGUGA
This is a messenger RNA of Sinocyclocheilus rhinocerous, 708 nucleotides long. RefSeq names its product urea transporter 2-like. Gene Ontology annotation, cellular component: membrane. The coding region runs from base 1 to 708 and encodes 235 amino acids. The record is from RefSeq and is a predicted model, not a curated record. Lineage: Eukaryota; Metazoa; Chordata; Actinopteri; Cypriniformes; Cyprinidae. Gene Ontology annotation, molecular function: urea transmembrane transporter activity. The transcript is spliced from 6 exons. Gene Ontology annotation, biological process: urea transmembrane transport.